CUUCUACUUUAGAUCUUUCUGAUAGUUUGUGGCGAGUAGAAGUGAAAGCGUGACGCGUCUAACUUAAUAAUAAUUAUAUUGAACAAGAAGUGGUGGAUACAAUUUGAGACUCUAAAAUUAGUAUCUGACCCCUUAAGUGAUCUUAAUAAAUAACAAAAAAUUAACUCAAAUGCCACAGCAGAACGAUAAAAUAACAAUUUUAGAUUUAGAGACACCGCCAAGUCCAAGUGAAGAUCAAAAAUUAUUACUUCCACCUUGGGGACAAAAUGGACAGAUAAUCUAUGUUGAUUCUCCGUCAUCACCUGGCUCACCAUACAAUACAGUCACGUCCCGUCCACAAAUAUCACCUGGUGGCAGUUUGUAUGGAAGAAGAAACCGCACAUUUCGUCCAGGCACAACUAAGAAGUAUCGAAAGCGUGCGAUCCUCAAGAAUGGCGAGUGCAAUAUUGUCCAGUCAAAAUUAUCUCAAAAACGAUUAAGGUUCCUUCAAGACACUUUUACAACCUUUGUUGAUACUCAGUGGCGAUGGACGCUACUUACAUUUGGUUUAAGCUUCAUUUUAUCAUGGUUAUUUUUCGCAGUCAUUUGGUGGCUCAUCGCUUUCACUCACGGUGAUUUUGAAGAAGCUCAUCUUCCGGAAAAUCAGGCAGAGUCAGGUUGGAAGCCUUGUGUCUACAAUCUUUAUAGCUUUACAUCAUGUUUUUUAUUUUCCAUUGAAACACAGCACACCAUAGGCUAUGGUGUAAGAACGACAACAGAAGAGUGCCCAGAAGCAGUUUUCAUAAUGUGCUUUCAGAGCAUUUAUGGCGUUAUGAUACAAGCGUUUAUGGUUGGGAUAGUGUUUGCUAAAAUGACGAGGCCAAAGAAUCGUACACAAACUUUACUGUUUUCACGACAUGCUGUCAUUUGUCAACGCGAUGGCGAAUUAACGCUUAUGUUUAGAGUUGGUGAUAUGCGCAAGAGUCACAUAAUUGCGUCGAGUGUACGAGCUCAAUUGAUUAAGACGAAAACGACGAAAGAAGGCGAAGUAAUGAGUCAAUACACAACGGAACUUGAUGUUGGUACAGACGGAUGUUCCAAUGAUUUAUUCUUUAUAUGGCCAAUGAUUGUGUGCCACAAAAUUAAUCACGAUUCACCACUCUACACUAUGUCAGCAAGUGAUCUCAUACAACAAGAACGAUUUGAAAUUGUUGUAAUUUUGGAAGGUACGGUUGAGUCAACAGGACAGACAACACAGGCCAGAAGCAGUUACUUGGCAUCAGAGAUCUUAUGGGGACAUCGUUUCGAACCUGUUGUGACUUACAAUAAGGAAAAGCAAGGCUAUGAAAUUGAUUACUCGAAAUUUGACGCGACUGUGCAAGUCGAUACGCCGCUAUGCUCAGCGCGAGAACUUGCUGAAUAUUACAAACUUCAAGAUGAUUUGCGUUCUACAGCUCCAGAAAGAUCGCAGUCAUAUCAGCACUUGCUUAAUUAUAAGCGGAUUCCAGAGAUAUUUUCAAUGGAUUCCUUUAAUAAAACACAUCAUCUCUUUAACGAGCACUCACGAUCGCACACUUAUCUGUCACCGAAAUUAACUAGCAGGCUUCAGGCGAAUAUCCACAAUUAAGCACACAUGCUCACAUUGUACCAUAUCAUAUCAUAUCAUAAUUUUUAUUUUAUUAUUAUUUUGUGUUAUUUCUUCAUUUCUCUCACAUUUAAAGUAUAGUAUUUAUGAAAUAAGCAAGAAUAUAUUUCUGUAUAAAAGUAUGUAAGCAUUCACAUACAUCCCAUAGGUAGAGAGGCUUUUGUUUGCCUUUUUAAGUGCAUUCCUUAAUAAUAAUUAUGAUUAUGAAUAAAAAUGUUGAUGAUGAUAGCAAUAAAUAAGUAAUUUAAAACACAUCUGAUUCAUAACAAUGUUAUGAAACGAGUUGAAAUUAAGAUUGAAAAUGUUGGCAUCAUUAAUGAUAUGUGCAUACCGUGAAGCAACAGGCAACAAUUUCGGUAAGGAAAAAUAAAACAACAACCAACACACCAAAAAAAUAAGAGUACAAAAUAAAAUGUUGAUAAAGUCAUAAAAUUAUUAAAACACUCAUUAUCGUUGGGCCGAAUUGAGGGGAAGGAGAUCUCACUCGAUAUUUCCCUGUUGAUGUCUGAAACAAUAAAUGCAAAGUCGUGGCCUGAUGAGAGGAGAGAUGUUAAAUUAAUCAUGAAAGGAAAAUAAAAUAUUGUUGGUUCGCAGAAGUGAUUUGAUUAUCCCCCUACCAUAUCAUCUGCUUUUUCAGCAUAAAACAAACUGUUGAUGACUGAGUUGAUUAAACAUGCAGACAGCGAGCUUGUUGCGCAUUUUGCUAAUGAAGCAAAACUGUUUUGGGAAAUAAAACACUGGAGUGCUUGAAAUUAG
Molecule: messenger RNA, 2380 nt
Organism: Chironomus riparius
Lineage: Eukaryota; Metazoa; Arthropoda; Insecta; Diptera; Chironomidae
Source: the annotation of a GenBank genome assembly